GCCCGAUUAAUAAAACCAGUCACCUACAACAACGUGAUACUACAAUCUUAUCUUUAUUAAAUACACCUAAUACGAGAUUAUCGUUUAAACGCGUUACUCAUAACAAUAUUGGCAACGAAAUUUUUGUAAAGUGUGUAGUACCUGUAGGGUUUUGUAAAAAAACUGUGGCAAACAGUCAUGAUUUGAAGUGUCUUAAAGAAUUUGGAAGGUCAAAUGGGAGCGGCACAAUCACAAGAAGCUCAACUGCGGCGAAAUUCCUCCUCUAGGAAAUCGCCAAAACGUGAUGACUUACAGACCAAAUUUGACGCGAUAGAGAAUGUGAAAACAGAAAUCGAUCUCUUCGGUGGUAACCGACAAAGCGAGCGGUAUUCGCAAAUUCAGGAAACUCUGGCGAGUAUCUCGAAGGACUUUCAAGAGAAGAAACUCGCAUCGUCAAAACCAAAAACACGGAACAGAUGCGACGACGGUUUAGGCGACAUACAACACUGUUUAAAGCGCUUAGAGACUCGAGUGGAUUUCAACGAACACUCGCUGGACUCCGCCGCUGUUGAAUCGCAUUCUUUCAUUCAAUCCUUCGCUCCGCAUCAACAGGCCUCUCCAAUGAGGGAUGAAAUUGAUAUUGCCAAAAGCAUCAGCCGAAUCGGACAGGAGGCGGCAAAACUAGAACACGAUAUUGAGCUUAAUAUUGAGUGGAGUGAUCAAAAAUUGUUCGAACAAAAAAUUCAGUUUCUAUACAAGGAACUGGAUUCAAUCUUCGUCGACAAUCGGACACCUUUGGGCGAACAAAAGGCGAAAAUUGCAGAUAGACUGGCAAAGUGCAGCAACCAAUUGAAGAGAGCCCAAUCAGAUAUGCGUAAAAGUAGAACUGAAGAAGCGCUGCAUAUUUCAGAUAAACCGAGAGAGACGCUGAGUCGAAUUGAAGAAGACACUCAAAAGUUGGAACGCGACAUAAAGCUCUGUAUUGAAUUGGACGACUACAAUCAACUUAAGCUACUGAAAAGGAAAAUUCAACUUCUCUAUACUGAUUUAGAAAUGAUUGUUGUCGAAAAUCAUACUCCCCUAAGCGAGCAAAAGGCGGCGAUUGGCAAACGACUGAUUAAGUAUAAUAAUCAAAUUAGAAAAAACAAGCGGGGAAAUUUACAACAGUUGGAGAACAUCGAUAAGAAAGUGGAACGGUUGGGCGCCGAGGCGCUCUUGUUUGAAGGAAUUGGAGGCGAUAUUAAGUGCAAGAGUAUACAACAGGAGUUGGAGAACUACUGGACUAUGGUAUAUCCUUUUGAAUGCGUUAAUGACGAAGAAAAAAAUAAGAAGGCGCAUAUUGUGGCAAAAAUUAAAAAUACCAUGGACGAGUUGGCCAAGCGAGUCGAAGCAAACCGACGAGAAUUUGAAGCUCUUGGUAAGUUAACCGAGCAAUCUACCAAGAUCAACGAAUUACAAGGAAAAACCACCAAUUUCGUAGGCAGAGCGAAUGAUCCAGCCUUUGGGAAAAUAGACAAGGAGCUCAGAUUCCUUUGGACUGUACUUUCAGAAAUUGAAGACGUAAGCGAGAAGGUUCGAGGAAAAAAAGGAGCCGCUAUUACUCAGAUCCAAACCGCUUUAAAUACGCUAAAUGAAAGGGCCCUCUGCCACGAAGAGGCGAGGAUUCCAGAAGAGACGGAGGAAUCUAUACUUUUGAACAAAGUGAAAUCUUUCGAGAACCAGUGGAAUGGGCUGAAUCAUAAUUUACAGGUGCACAAAAUCAGUUCGGAUGUUUCCAAGUUAAUUGUGGAUGUUCUGAAGAGGGUCUCGAAUGGCACCGCACAAAAAGUGAACGCUUUAGAUGUCAUCGAAAAGCGUCGAAGUACCGGUAGCCUUGUAACCGUAAAAAUUUUGGACACGGUUGGUGAGGUUAAAAGGCUUCCACCUCCUGUCGAAACCGAAAUAAAAGCGCAACCUGCCGUCAAAGCGAUCGGUGAAAUGCAACGCAUUGGACUGCAAGCCAAAGCUAUACUGCAGGAGAUACGAGAAUCUAAAUGCACGAAACACGACAAAGAAUACGAACGACUUCGCAGCAUGUUGGAGGAAUGCAGAAGUUCGCUCGAAAAGAUCGAUUACAAUAAGAAGAGCGAUACCAUCGAAAGUAACAAGAGGCGCGCCCUGAAAACUAUAAUGGAAUCCAUCCGUGUGCUCGAAGAGAAACCUUCGAAAAACUCCAAGGCUUGCGAGGUAAUGGAUAUUCACGCAGAAAUACAAUAUUUCCGCCAACAGAUCAAAACCUUCACCGGAGUCACGAAAGACUUAAACUAUAGCAAAAUCAAGCAGGGCCUCUCGGACUGCCUGGUCAAACUGCAACUGAUCGACGACGAUCUUGCAAUUAAACAAGACAAUAUACGACAAAUACAGUUCUACCACCAAGAGCUCGAAACAAAACUGGCGGAGAACCAGGCGAAAGUUAAAAUAAACAAGGAAAUUGCGGAUGCGAAGCGUCAGAUCGCGCAGGAAACCAAGAACGUAAUCGAGGACGUGCAAAAAUUGAAGUCGCAAGUUGAAAGAUUCAGCGGCGUCUAUGACGGACUGCAAUUCCAGCAAAUCCAAGAGAACCUCAACAAGUGCAGCCGGAAGUUGGACGGCAUCGAUAUUGUCGGCGACGAGAAGCUCGAAAAUGCCAGAACGCAAACCAAACAAAAGAUACAGAAAUAUCUGCAGGUUCUCGAGGAACGGUCUUCGAAACCGGAGAUCGUGCCGGAAAGUUCGCCGCAUCGUAAAAUUAACGUGCUUAGGGAUCGAUUGGUCGACAUCAAGGUGAAGACGGAGGAGUUCGAUGGAAAGUACAAAGAUGCGGGUUACGCGAAAAUUGAAGAGGAGCUGGCGAGAUGCUUGCAGGAGUUGAAAGUCAUCGACGAUAGGGGUCAUAGGUCGAUUGUGCUUAGUAAGGAGCAGUACGAAGAGUACAUCGUCAAGCUUCUUCAGUACUUUGAAGAUAAGACGAAGACGAGUGAGGCUGACGAGGAAAUCGCUGACCCGUCCGAGGAGUUGGCGGCGAUCGGACACGAGGUGGCAGAUUUGAAAGGAAGGAUUGAUGCGGGGACUUCUGACUUAGCAAAGCUGCAAGAGAAAGGUGAUUUACUGCGCGAGCAGUUGGCGAACGUUAAUGCGGGUGACGCGAGCCAUAAAAAGCAGCUCUUGGAAGAUUUAGAAGGUUGUAAGCUUUUGCUGAUGAGAAAAAGGCGAAACCAAGAGAAGUUUGAUCACGCUUGGAAGAAGAUUGUGGAGGUGGCGGACGAAGUGGAACGAUUCGUCGGUGUUAAGAACGAUAAAAACUAUUGCCGGCUCGAUGAGGUGCUGAUUCAGCUAAUGAUGGAGUUGGACAAAAUCGACUGCUCGGGAAAUUCUGAUAUGAAGGUCGCUAAGCAGCAGGCGAUGCAGAUGAUACAGAAGAGCAUGGCAACUUUGGAUCGGAAAGCGUCCAGUAGUUCUUUCAGUGCAACAGUGGUUUGACUUCCAUUUCAUUGCUACUUGCUAUUUACGUGUUUGUAUUAUUUUGUCAUUGUCAAUUUGGUACGAUUAAAAAUUAUUUAAAUAUU
This is a messenger RNA of Photinus pyralis (common eastern firefly), 3563 nucleotides long. Its product is annotated as early endosome antigen 1-like. Gene Ontology annotation, molecular function: protein-folding chaperone binding. The transcript has 2 exons. Bases 214 to 3477 code for a protein of 1087 amino acids. Lineage: Eukaryota; Metazoa; Arthropoda; Insecta; Coleoptera; Lampyridae. The record is from RefSeq and is a predicted model, not a curated record.